Messenger RNA from Mya arenaria, 1829 nucleotides. RefSeq names its product NADH dehydrogenase [ubiquinone] flavoprotein 1, mitochondrial-like. The transcript is spliced from 14 exons. Gene Ontology annotation, biological process: mitochondrial electron transport, NADH to ubiquinone. Bases 93 to 1505 code for a protein of 470 amino acids. Gene Ontology annotation, molecular function: FMN binding; NADH dehydrogenase (ubiquinone) activity; NAD binding. The record is from RefSeq and is a predicted model, not a curated record. Lineage: Eukaryota; Metazoa; Mollusca; Bivalvia; Myida; Myidae.
AUUUUUUACAAGGGAAUAAUUCACUUUGACACCGGGGCACAACUGCCAAGGAAAUUUACGUAAUUCGUAUGGUUUUAUAAUCUUUGACAGACAUGGCGAGUUUGUGUCGCAUUUCUCCCGCCCUACGACUUUCAACUGGUGUUAAAAAUCUUGCCCCAAGUCUCACAGUAUGCAGAAACAACUCAACAGAAACUAAACAACCUGAAAAGACAAAGUAUGGUCCGCUUCAUGAUGAUGACAGAAUCUUCCAGAACUUGUUCGGUCGUCAUGACUACAGACUUAAGGGAGCAAUGAAAAGGGGUGUAUGGUACAAAACGAAGGAGAUUGUUGAUAAAGGAACUGACUGGAUCCUGAAGGAGAUUGUCACCUCCGGGCUUAGAGGGCGUGGUGGGGCCGGGUUUCCUUCGGGCAUGAAAUGGGGAUUCAUGAACAAACCCAGCGAUGGCAGACCAAAAUAUUUGGUAGUAAAUGCGGACGAGUCUGAACCAGGCACUUGUAAGGACAGAGAAAUAAUGAGGCAUGACCCCCACACACUACUUGAGGGCUGUCUUGUAGCAGGGAGAGCCAUGGGCGCUCGGGCAGCAUACAUCUAUAUUCGAGGGGAGUUCUACAACGAAGCCUCUCAGCUUAAUGUGGCAGUGAAAGAGGCAUAUGAUGCGGGUCUCAUUGGGAAGAAUGCAUGCGGCACAGGGUACGAUUUCGACAUUUACGUUCACCGUGGGGCCGGGGCAUACAUCUGUGGAGAAGAAACUGCCUUGAUUGAAUCUCUAGAAGGUAAACAAGGCAAGCCCCGCCUGAAGCCGCCAUUCCCUGCUGACGUGGGUGUGUUUGGAUGUCCCACAACUGUAGCUAAUGUUGAGACUGUUGCCGUGGCACCUACCAUCUGUCGGAGAGGUGGCGAGUGGUUUGCUGGCUUCGGUCGAGAGAGAAACAGGGGAACCAAGCUGUUCAACAUAUCCGGCCAGGUGAACAACCCUUGCACAGUGGAGGAGGAGAUGUCCAUCCCCCUCAGAGAGCUGAUCGAGCGACAUGCGGGUGGGGUAAUCGGAGGCUGGGAUAAUCUUGUGGCCGUUAUUCCUGGCGGGUCGUCCACACCUCUUAUACCCAAAAAAGUUUGCGAUGAUGUAUUGAUGGACUUUGAUGAUCUGGUCAAGGUUCAGUCUGCCCUUGGCACAGCAGCCAUUACAGUCAUGAACAAGGACGCGGAUGUUGUCCGAUGUAUCGCCAGACUCAUGCACUUCUACAAGCACGAGAGCUGCGGACAGUGCACUCCAUGCCGAGAAGGAACUGGCUGGAUGAAUGUUAUGACACACAGAUUUGUGGAGGGCAAUGGUCAGCCAGAGGAGAUCGACAUGCUGUGGGAGAUCAGUAAACAGAUUGAAGGCCACACCAUUUGUGCUCUUGGGGACGGAGCUGCAUGGCCAGUACAGGGUUUGAUUCGGCAUUUCCGUCCAGAGAUUGAAGCAAGAAUGGCGCAGUUUAACCAGAAGAAGCUCAAGGCUUAAAUUGUAUUGUGGUGUUAGCAUGACUUAGUUACAUGUACAUUUCCAAUGUAUUAAUGGUUUUUGAACCUCAGAAUGAAUGUGUUCUUAAGCUAAAUAAUGGACGAGCGAGAGUUUUAAGUUAAAUACGGCAUAUAUUUUUUACAGUUUCUAGAACAUUUUAUUGGUGAUUUGAUAAGAUCAGUUUUUAUGGGUCAUAUUGCUUCUGUUUGAAGGUCAACUCAAAAUUUCAUCCAUCAAUUAACUUAAGUGGCUCUAGUUUGUGAAUUUCAGUUGACAGAUUGCGUUUUACUUUGUUGAUGUAAAUACAAUUAUUUAAAAGGACAA